AUGGCUGAGGGCCAGGGGGCAGCUGGGUGCUCAGGUGAAACUGCCGAGUCCAGCUCAGUUCUCCUGGUGAGUGACCAGUAUGCCACCUCUGAGGACUGCAGUUCCCCUGUCAGCCGACAGGUGGCCCAGACCCUAACAGGAGCAGGGUGGAAAGUUUACAGUACUGUUUUGGAAGAUACAGAGGAGGACAGAAAGUGUGCUGAGGCUGAUGGAGUGGAGCUCAUCCUCCCAACCCGCAGUCAGGGAGACACAAGGGAACCCUGUCUGGAUUGGCUGACCUUUGACCACCCUGUCCGCUAUCCCAGUCUCCCACAGGAUGCAGGGUGGAUUGUGGGUCAUAGUGGGGUCACCAGCAGAGCAGCAGCAACUAUCAAGGAACAGCGUUUCCCCCAAGCAAGCCUCAGUCUUGUCACCCAGACUAUACCUGAAGACACAGAGAAGUACAAGGAAGAUGAGAAGGCCAUGGGCAUUGGUGAGAAGGAAGACUCUAUCAGACAAGAUGCAGGGAAGGCAGAUACUGUGUUCUCUGUGGGACACAGAACACAAGACCACUUUAUAAACUCAUUUCGUGCAAUUCCUAAAGACAAGAGGCCAACUCACUACCUCUUCCUGCCCAAACCAUCAGACUUGUUCCUGAACACUACAGUUGAGUACUUUGAAACAAGUGAGAAAGUUAUUCUUUUAAUUGGUAGGGUGACAACAGUUGAGAAGGUGAAAGGUUUUGACUUGGCAGUCAAGGCCUUGUCAGAAGCCUUAGAAAGGAGUCAGGACAGAAUCAAGUUGCGGAUUCGUGGUGUCAGUAAAGAGGAGUAUCAGGCCAGUAUGUCCAUUCUCCAAACCAGCAUCAACUCAGGAAAACUGAUCCCCACACUUCUCCCACCCGGCACCCAGGAAAACGUCUGCCGAGACAUGCAGCAGGCCCACCUGGUUCUCAUGCCCUCCCGUGCAGAACCCUUCGGACUGGUCGGUCUGGAGGCCAUGGCAGCCGGCGUGCCAGUUCUCAUAUCUGACCAAUCAGGACUGGCGGACUUGGUCCAUAAGGUCGUACCAGAAUUCCACCACUCUGUUCUUAAAAUCACGGGUGACGAUUCUGUAGAUGUCGGACAUUGGGCAGAUCAGAUUGCGGAUGUUCUGCGGAUGUCAGAAGCCGCGUUCCGUCGGGCUGCAGAACUCAAGCAGGAACUCCUGGAGUCCAAAUACUGGGAGGAGUCUCAUCAGCAAUUCCUUCAGGCAUUUGGACAAGCAGGUCACGUUGCUGAAGUCAAGAAGGGAAAGAGCGGUGCAGCUCUUACCGGGGAGACGGCCUCUGAAGGAUCAAGGAUUCACUCGAAACCUGGUUCACCCCGAGCCUCUAGCAGCCAGCUGAAGAGGAAGGGGGAGGAUGGAGAAGAGUUUCCAGGGAAGAAGAAACCAGCUACUUGUAUAGAGGAAGAUUUGUUCCAGGAGUCUGUUAAGAAGUACUAUGAGGUGAAACUGACUGAACUCAAGCCUGUGAUCUGGAAUAAUGAUUUCACACUUAGCCUCAGUGACAUCUUCACCCAGUUAGAGUUGAUACAAAAAUCAAAACAUAAAAGUUCAGAAUCAAUGAGGGGAGAAGAGAGGAAAGAGCUUAAGUCAUUAGACGACUUGUUCAAGCCAGAUGUCACAGGACUGUCCACAGCACCAAGGUGCAUUCUGAUUGAGGGUGAAGCUGGAGGGGGGAAGACAACGUUUCUGUCCAAAGAAGCCCUAGAUGCCGUCUCACAGAAAACAGAGCUGGGAAGACGGCACGACAUCGUCCUGUUGAUCCGACUCCGGGAGGUGAGAGAGGGGGAGACCAUAGAGGAGAUGGUGUGGGACCAGUGCGUUUCUCAAACAACUGAAGGUAUUGAUGUACAGUCCAUUAGAACAAUCCUACAGAGGAACACGUCCCGUGUGCUCUUCCUCCUAGAUGGGUAUGAUGAGCUGCGGCCUGAGGCCAGGGCAGCCGGGCAGGCCAUUCCCAAACUGCUGUCUGGCAAGAUGUACCCCAACAGCAUGAUUGUGAUCACUUCCCGACCCUCAGCAGGAGUGCAGCAGUACACCCAGCCAGACUGUCACGUACACAUCAUGGGCUUCUCACCUAAACAUGCUGCAAAGCACGUGAAGAAAUAUUUCUCCAUCACAGGAAGUCCUGAGUUGGCAAAAGAUUUCAUCAAGCAACAUUUCACUGUCAAGCCUGUCAUUGAUAACAAUGAAGAUGAAGACAUUGAUGAUGAUGAUAACAGUGAUACACAAAGCAAUGAUUUAUCUACUGGCAGUCAUGGGGAGGAGGAGAACACAACAACUGUUGUAGUGCUGAAAGAUGACAAAAUCAUAAAUAACCUCAUCCAAACCCCAAUGUUCCUGAUGUUUGUGUGUCUGCUGUGGGAGGAGGACCAAGACAUGGUGUCUACUGGAACAAUGAUGGGGCUGUACAACAACCUGCUGACAUGUCUGGUCAGAAAGUGCUGUGAGCGGGAAGGAAUGGACAUGCCAACAGAAGGGCUGCCUACAGAGAUUGCUGAGUCAUUACUGCAGCUCGGCAAGCUUGCACUAGAGGCACUGCUGAGGAAUGAGACCCUGCUUGACCUUACAGAAGUAAAGAGAGAAAAGGUUAAUUGGGAGUUACUGUUAAAGCUGGGUGUGGUCUCCUUGGAGGUUUCUUCCUCAAAAUUGCACCCUAGGAAACAGCUGAACUUUUCACACAAGACCAUGCAAGAGUUCCUGGCCGGACGAUAUGUAGCUCAUGCUCAAGUGAACCAAGACAUUGUUGAGCUGCUGCAGCUCACCUCCAUAAGCAAGGCAUUUGAUCUCAGUAACCUGCUUCAGUUCACAUGUGGCUGUGACUCACAGGCAGCACAAGCUAUGAUGGAGGAACUAAGCAAGCUCAGCAGCAGAGAGUUCACACACUUGCUACCAGAACAGCUUACAAUAUCAACUGUGCCAAUGGAUCAAGACGUGCGAAAAUCCUGCCAAACCUGUAGAAGGUUUGCACACUUGUGCCUGAACAUCCUUAGUGAGAGGCAAGAACCAGAAGUUGUUCAGGGUAUCAGUCAAGCCCUGCCAAUUGUCACGCUGGACAGCUCCAUUAACAGCAGAGAAGCUACAGCUCUUAAGUAUUUCAUACAAAAUCUUCAUUCAGAAAACAUGCCAGACAGGCUCAUACUUAAGAUCCGUGAAGGCACUGACAGCAGAGACACAGUUCAGUACCUACAGCAGUGUUUUACAACUUCACUCCCUGGACUUAAAGUGGACUUGAAGCUAUCAGGACAGUAUAACCAAGGACGUUCCACUUGGUUUAACUCACCUGAUCUGACAGCCAAGCUGGUUUCAGUUCUUGAGAAUGUUCCCUGUCUGAGGGCCCUGGGUCUGUCACUCACAAAACUAACACCAUCAUCACUCCAGCCACUUGUGCAGGGGUUCAGACACAUGUCUCUGUUAGAGGAGCUGGAUCUGUCUGAGAACCCUGACCUUGGUGAUACUGGGAUGGAAGUCCUACAGGUUGGGCUGUCCAGUGUUCCACACCUGGCUGUACUCCGUCUUGGAGGGAUAGUAUUUGGAGUUGGCAUGACAUCUGUGGGCAUGUCAUACCUGGCUCCCUACAUGCGCCACCUAGUGGGAUUGAGAGAACUGGAUAUAAGUGGUAAUAAGAUUGGUGACACUGGGCUGGAAUCUCUCACCAUCAUCCUCCACACCUUCACUGCCAUGCAGGUGUUGGGCCUGGAGAAGACCGGUAUCAGCCCAACAGGCAUGCGCACACUGGUCCCUGCACUGCGUAAGUUAACUAGACUGAUCAAACUGGACGUUAGUGAAAAUGAAAUAGGAGACCUUGGGUUGGAAUAUCUGCUGGCUGCUAUCCUCCACCACCUCACAGCCAUGAAGGUGUUGGUUCUCAGUGGGACUUGUAUCAGUGACAGGGGAAUAUCAUCCCUGAUCAAAGCUCUGCCUCACCUGGUGCACUUACAGGUGUUGGAUGUGAGCUGGAAUAACAUAGGAGACUCAGGGAUUGUCUCACUGGUGCAAACACUCUGCCAGCCCAGCAAUUUGGACAUGGAACAAAACCCACCUGGUAACAAGAGUCUGACCACAGCCCCUCACUAUAAUGCCACACUACAGGAGCUGUUCAUCGGGAGUAAUAAGCGAGUAACAGGAGCCGGACUGCGGAGGGUCGCACAGGUCAUCAGCACACUGCCGGCACUGACCUGGCUGGACAUGUCUGGUAAUGACACACACCUGUCUGACACCGCUGCCAUGGAUCUGGCCGAGGCUCUACCCAGACUCCCUGCCCUGGAGCAGCUGCAAUUGUGGCACAUCUCCAUGGAGCCUGCAGGGUUCCAGGCUGUGGUGCAGGCUGCUGAGGAACACCCAACAUUGAAUGGGCUAGACUUCUCUAGGCGUCUAGUUCCUGAGGGAGCGGACACCACAGCCAGCUGCCUGGUGCUGCACAACAUAUGAGUUUCCAACAUGGUUCUGUACAUGUCCUCAGCUGAGUAAUGUGCUGCACUAGAGAGGGAGGUUACUGUGACCAUAGUGCUGAGGCCACUUCUUUGCCCCAACUCGCAAAUGAAGACAACAUCCAGACACAGAAGGUCUAAGACAAAUGUUAGUUAAGACUGGUUAGAUGACAGGAACAACUGUAGUAUGUAGCAUUCAGCCUGAUACAUUCUUAAACCCAAUACAAACAUUAUAAUUAGUUCUGGUAAGCAGCCCAAUAUGCAAACAUGAUGAUUGAUGACUCUAACCUACAACUGUAUCUGUCCCAAUAUAAUGAUAUAAUGCUUCUCUGGAAAGGGAGUGUUUCUGAACUAAAGUACACAACUCACCACUGUCCAUUUUUAUCAGAAUGGAGAUAAUUCAUACCGGGACAUGUAGUCGGGCAGUCUAUAAGCUUGUCAAGAAAUGAUAAUCAUGGAAUUAAAAAAUAACAGACUGAUUCAAC
This is a messenger RNA of Branchiostoma belcheri (Belcher's lancelet), 4939 nucleotides long. RefSeq names its product NLR family CARD domain-containing protein 4-like. The transcript has 6 exons. Gene Ontology annotation, molecular function: protein binding. The record is from RefSeq and is a predicted model, not a curated record. Lineage: Eukaryota; Metazoa; Chordata; Leptocardii; Amphioxiformes; Branchiostomatidae. The coding region runs from base 1 to 4455 and encodes 1484 amino acids.